Trifolium pratense (red clover) is the source of this 1181-nucleotide messenger RNA. RefSeq lists its product as uncharacterized. Bases 579 to 986 code for a protein of 135 amino acids. Lineage: Eukaryota; Viridiplantae; Streptophyta; Magnoliopsida; Fabales; Fabaceae. The transcript has 3 exons. The record is from RefSeq and is a predicted model, not a curated record.
GGAUGAUGAAGAAGAAAAGCAAGAUAGGGUUAGAAGAGAGGGGGAGCGGCGGCUGUAACUAGGUUAGGGGUUUGUACUCAAGUUAAUAAUAUAAAUCAGUAAAAUGUCUAUAAAGGAUAUGAUUAUGUAUUUGGAUUUGUAAUGUUGACAAGCAAGUCUUUGAUUGAAGUUAGUGAAUUGUCAAUUUUUUAUUUUUUUGCCAACCAUCUGAUUUUUAAAACAAUGAAACCCAAUCUCCCAAAAUUUUUAUACGAGUAUACGUUUUUUUCUUGAAAUAUUUUAGUUUUUUUUAUUGUUUAUGAUAAUUGUCCUGGAAACUUAGCUCGGUUAACGGGAAAAUAUAUCGAUAAGUGUUGUCGUGACUAACAAAACGCAAAGUGUAGGACACACGUGGCUUGUUUUGCCCGAUCACCAAACUUGAAAUACACCGCCACAACAAUCACAACUCCAGAAUUUAUUUUCUUCACGCACGUUUCUUCACUUUCAAUCAUUUAGGUCAAGGAUUUCAUAACUUCUUGUAAUUUACUUUAAUCUGACUGAACUGAAAGAGGAAUGCAAUUGAAUGCAAAUCAGAUAAAAUGAUGCAAGAUAAAAAUGGGACCACUCCAGUGGUGGACGUAUCCACCGACACCAAUCUUUCUAAGAUUGAUGACAAAGAUGUUUUAGAACAUUUUACAAGAGCCUCUGGAGAUGCUGAAGAGCCAAAGGCAGGUGAUUCGAAAGGCGGAGAAAAUAGUACAAAGGGCACAUCUCUUGAGGAAAUUGAUGUUUCUGCGGAGGUUAACAUGGAGGCAUCCAUAACACCUGAUGAUGUCAUUCGGGCUGGGGGAUUUGGUGCCAGAGAUGAUAUCAGUAGCUUUCUUCCUGUUGCAAGUGAUUCAACUGACUUUGAAGCUUCAAUCCGUGAUGCACGGGGUUAUGAGGAACCACAGGGAGAAGUGAGCAGGCCCGGACUUGGUUGGACUGGUGCGGCUAAGGGUGAAUAAAUAGUAAUUCUCACUGUUGUUGUAUGCACUUAUAUUUGCAACUUUCUAACUAGGGCGAUAAUCUUGUGUUUGUCUACUUAACUGAUCUUUGUUAAACUCAACGAGUCAUGUAAUAUCGAAAAAAAUCUUGUUACAAGUACUAUGAGAAUAUUUCAUGUAAAUAUAGUUGGUCUUUUACUAUUAUUUGUUUUUGAA